CUAACCAACCUGGAUAGAAGGAAAUGAUUAGAAAAUAGAUAAUGCCUAAGAAGCCGCAAAGUAGUUUACUACUACGCCACAUCGACCAAUGUUCUUAAACAUGCAACUUCGAGAAUUUCAAUCAACUGGUCAAAGAUGUUCAGGAUCUUUAAAUGCAUAGUUAGAGACGUUUAUUGAUUUUCUCGUGGAUUGGAAAGUAUUUUCUUUUGGAAUUUAUGGCUGGACUGCUGAGAGCGGGAGCGAAAGAGGAGGAAGAGGAAGAGGAAGAGGAAGAUGUGUGCAGAAUUUGUCGAAAUGGAGGAGAGGAGGACAAUCCAUUGCAUUAUCCAUGUGCUUGCAGCGGCAGCAUCAAAUAUGUCCACCAGGAUUGCCUUCUUCACUGGCUUAAUCACAGCAAUGCACGCCAAUGUGAGGUAUGCAAACACACAUUUUCCUUUUCACCAGUUUAUGCAGAAAAUGCUCCAGCAAGAUUGCCUUUUCAGGAGUUCUUGGUUGGUAUGGCAACAAAAGCAUGCUGUGCUUUGCACUUUUGUUUGCGUCUGGUAUUUGUUGUCUCAGUCUGGUUCAUUAUCAUACCAUUCACAACAUUUUGGAUCUGGCGGUUAACAUUUGUCCGGAGUUUUGUGGAAGCUAGAAAAGUGUUUUUGGGCCGCAUUUCCCCCACCCUUUUGCUGUCAGACUGUUUUAAUGGAUUGAUUCUUUCUGCGUGCAUUGUAUUUAUUUUUCUUUGUGCCACUUCUUUGAGAGAUUAUUUCAGGCAUCUUCGAGAACUUAGAGGACAGGAUGCAGAGAGACAAGAUGAUGGCAUGGAGAGGCAUGCUUUACGGGCUGGAAGGCGAUUACCUGCUCAAGGGAAUAGGGCUAAUGUAGGUGGCAGAAAUGGUGAAGUUGUUCAGGCCAUUGCUGGUGCAGGGCAAUUGAUAAGGAGAAAUGCCGAAAAUGUAGCUGCUCAUUUGGAAAUGCAGGCUGCACGUCUUGAGGCACAUGUUGAGCAAAUUUUUGAUGUUGUUGAUGAUGCAGAUGGAGUAGAAGAUGUUCCAUUUGAUGAACUGGUCGGGAUGCAAGGACCUGUAUUCCAUUUGGUGGAAAAUGCAAUAACGGUCCUGGCUAGCAAUGUGAUAUUUCUGGGUGUUGUGAUCUGGCUUCCUUUUACACUGGGACGGAUAUUUCUCUUCAUAGGAUCUAGACUAGUGGUAACUACUACUAGUAAAUUACUUAUGGGAGACAUAUCUUCUACAAAUCUAUCAUCAGCUAUUGCUAAUAUCACAUUGAAAAAUACUCUUCAAUCUAUGGUAAAUUUAUCAGCUGGCACUCAAGUGGAAUCUAUUUUUGGUGAGGCAAAACAAUCAUUUGCAGAAAAUCUGAUGAUGCACACAACACAGCAAGAUGAACCUUCAACUGUAUUUGAAAGUGGAAAUCCUUUAAAUCUGUUAACAAUUGCUGGAGUUAUGGGCUUGCAGCUUUCUGAUGUUGCAACUCUAGCUGUGGGUUACAUGGUAAUAUUUGGUCUGGUUUUUUGUUAUUUCGGGCUUAUAGCUUUGAUCCGCUACAACAGGGGUGAACCUUUGACAAUGGGUAGGAUCUAUGGCAUAGCCUCUGUAGCAGAAGCUAUCCCUUCUCUUGCUAGACAAUUUAUGGCUGGCAUAAAAUAUUUAAUGACAAUGUUGAAGGUUGUAUUUCUUUUAGUAAUCGAGCUUGGAAUUUUUCCUUUAUUGUGUGGAUGGUGGCUGGAUGUUUGUACUAUUAGUAUGCUUGGAACAACAAUUACUCAGCGAGUGGCGUUCUUCCGGUCUUCAUUGCUAACAAGCUCCUUGUUACAUUGGCUUGUGGGGAUCAUAUACAUGUUACAGAUAAGCAUUUUUGUUAGUCUUCUUAGACGGGUUCUUCGUCCUGGGGUUCUGUAUUUUCUCAGAGAUCCUGCUGAUCCAAACUAUAAUCCAUUUCGUGAUCUUAUUGAUGAUCCUUUACAUAAACAUGCUCGACGUGUCCUCCUUUCUGUUGUGGUUUAUGGAAGUUUGAUUGUAAUGCUUGUUUUCUUACCAGUCAAAGUUGCAAUGUAUUUGAUACCAUCAAUGUUCCCUCUAGAUAUAUCAGUUUCUGAUCCCUUUACUGAGAUUCCUGCAGACAUGCUUCUGUUUCAAAUUUGCACUCCGUUUGCCAUUGAGCAUUUAAAGCCGCGGGCAACAAUUAAGAAGUUACUGUUCCACUGGUUUAAGAUGGUUGGGUGGAUUCUUGGUUUGACAGAAUAUUUAAUACCAAAUCCGGAUGUCAAUAAUGGACAAGAUGCUGGAAUCGCUGAGGAUGAAAGACGAGACAGAUUGCAUGAUAUCCAUAAUGGUCAGGCAGAAGCACUAAACCAUAAUAGGGUAGCCUUUCCAAUCUAUGGGCAGAACAAUAGGAUAGUGCAUGAAAAUGAAAAUGCAGAACCGAAUAUAGAUGAUGCUGGAGAGUUUGCUGAGGAUGGUCAUGAAGAUUUCAAAGAGUACAUGUUUUUCAUACAAAUUGGGUUACUGUUAUUUUUCGCAUGGAUUAGUUUACUAGUAUUCAACUCAGCCUUGGUGGUAGUACCAGUUUCUCUUGGCCGGACGUUGUUUGCUUCCAUUCCACAGCUUCCUGUUACGCAUGGGGUUAAGUGCAACGAUAUUUACGCCUUUAACAUUGGAUGCUAUAUUAUCUGGGCUCUUGUUACUGGAAUUGGGUUUGCUGUUGACUACCUAAGAUCCCACAACCUGAAAUUUCUUGUUAUUCAAGUUCUAAAAUGGUCUAUGAUAAUUGUGAAAAGUUUUCUUCUGUUGUCAUUAUGGAUCCUUAUCAUCCCUGUACUUAUUGGACUGUUGUUUGAGCUACUGGUGGUAGUGCCUUUGCGGGUACCAAUCAAUGAAAGUCCUGUUUUCCUUCUCUAUCAGGAUUGGGCUUUAGGACUUAUAUUUCUCAAGAUCUGGACAAGACUGGUUAUGCUAGGCCAGAUGACACCCUUGGCAGAUGAAAGUUGGCGUAUUAAAUUUGACCAAGUCAGAGCAGAUGGAUUUUCUCAUCUACGUGGUCUAUGGAUUCUCAGAGAAAUUGUAACACCUAUUCUUAUGAAGCUUUUGACAGCCCUUUGUGUGCCAUAUGUGUUUGCACGGGGCAUGUUUCCUCUUUUUGGAUAUUCUCUUAUCAUUAAUUCUGCAGUUUACCGUUUUGCGUGGUUGGGUUGCCUUACCUUGGGUCUACUAUGGCAUUGUACGAAAAGAUUCCAUCAGUGGUGUACGAAUCUCCAUAACUCUAUCCGUGAUGAUAGAUAUUUGAUAGGAAGGAGGCUACAUAACUUUGGGGAAGAAAAAUCAGUUCUCUCAAAGACUAUCAAUAAUGUAUCAGAAAUGCAGGGGGAGGUGUCUUAGUCAGAAAUAGGGCCUCAUAUAAAAUGAUACUUAAGAAAGAAAUCUCUCUUCUGCCGUAGUAGAAUACAAUUCAAGGCUUGUAAAUGAGAGUCCUGGCAUUAGGACUUCAAAAUAGGCAAACUGAAAUUGGAGGAAGUCUUAAGGCAACAGCGUUCCUGAUCUCAACUGUAUGGUUAUUGGGCCUCUGUUGCAUGUAUAAUUUUAGCAUGCACUACUUUCUCUACAUCUUCAAGCAACUUGCAAAUGUUUCAAAUACAAGUGGUCUUGGCGUAUUUUUUCUUUGAAUUAAAAGGUGCCUAAAAGCAUUUUGUAUCGUCUCUUUAUAUGCAUACAAUUGGGCUUUUUGCUGCAUCAACUUCUGUAGAAGAGUUGUUAUAUGGCAACACCUUCAAUUGGAAGCAUAUUUUCCUUCACCGUUUGUGAAGACACGUAGGGGUGUGAGAAGAUUGUGGAUGAUUAAUAGCCAUUUUUCUUGCUGUUUUUUAUCAAGUGAUCGUAUAAAUGGAAUUACUUGAAUCAUUGAUUACAAAGUUA
Messenger RNA from Cryptomeria japonica (Japanese cedar), 3914 nucleotides. Its product is annotated as probable E3 ubiquitin ligase SUD1. The transcript has 9 exons. Gene Ontology annotation, cellular component: endoplasmic reticulum membrane. The coding region runs from base 216 to 3380 and encodes 1054 amino acids. NCBI's taxonomy places the organism in Eukaryota, Viridiplantae, Streptophyta, Pinopsida, Cupressales, Cupressaceae. The record is from RefSeq and is a predicted model, not a curated record. Gene Ontology annotation, molecular function: zinc ion binding.